This is a messenger RNA of Wickerhamiella sorbophila, 1887 nucleotides long. RefSeq names its product Biotin--protein ligase. Gene Ontology annotation, molecular function: biotin--[biotin carboxyl-carrier protein] ligase activity. NCBI's taxonomy places the organism in Eukaryota, Fungi, Ascomycota, Dipodascomycetes, Dipodascales, Trichomonascaceae. The record is from RefSeq and is a predicted model, not a curated record. Gene Ontology annotation, cellular component: cytoplasm. Bases 1 to 1887 code for a protein of 628 amino acids. Gene Ontology annotation, biological process: protein modification process. The transcript has a single exon.
AUGAACGUACUCAUUUAUUCUGACGAGGGCACAUCAGUGGAAAGUACCAAACAGAUAAAAGAAUGUCUUCGUUUUUUACUUUCUCCACAUUACGCAGUGUCUGAAGUAUCUGCAAAACAAAUUAUCAAUGAGCCGUGGGAGCCUUUCACGGCCUUACUGGUGAUUCCUGGCGGUGCUGAUUUGCCCUACUGCAAAGCGUUGAACGGUGCUGGAAACGCCAAGAUUAAGGCGUUUGUCCGUUCUGGAGGACGAUUUCUGGGAUUAUGUGCCGGUGCUUAUUUUGCGUCUUCGUUUUGCGAGUUUGAACCGGGAACCGAGCUUGAGGUCACCGGACCCCGCGAAUUGGCUUUCUUCAAAGGUGCAGCACGAGGCACCGUGUACAAAGGUUUUCAGUAUGGAACAAAUUCUGGGACACAUAUCCCAAUUCUCGAAACCCCAUUAGGGUCGUUCAAAUGCUACUUUAACGGCGGCUGUCUGUUUACUGAAGUUGAUAAGAAUACCGAGAUUCUAGCUACUUACGAGACGCCCGUCGAGUGCAAAGCUGAUUCUGAACACCCACCAGCCGUCAUCCACACCAAAUUUGGCAGAGGUCACUGUGUUUUAUCUGGUGUUCACACUGAAUAUUCUGUCGAGACACUUCAUGCAGAUGAUUUGAAGCUUGAAAUUAUCGAGGAAUUGAAGAAGGAAAACGAGAUACGACUGAGAUUCAUGACCCUAAUGCUGCAAAAGUUGGAGUUGAAUAUAACACUAGACUCCAUUGCUGCCGUACCGCGUAUAACACCUCUUUUACUGACAUCUGCGGACGAGAAUAAAACUCCUUCUUCCGAAACUCUCCUCACGGCAUUGAAAGAUAUCGUACAGGACUCAGGUAUUUUAUCCGAUGCAAAUGAUACCUUCAAAUUCUAUAAUCGUGAUGGUUUCAUUGGCGAUGAUGGUUCGGAAGUAAAAUCGGUUGUUGUGUUUCCUCCAGGCACUUUCCCUUCUCAUCGUGAAACGCCAUAUUUCGAUCAUGCUUUGUACUAUCAAGCCUUAGCUGAAGAGGAAAGCAAAAGACAUUGUCCUGGAGCACUCGGUAGGACCAUGCUCUACGCUGAAGUUGUAACCUCGACGUCAACUAUGAUUGACCGUAACCCUAAGCUUUUGGCGAGGCUCCCCCAUGGUACUAUUGUCCUAGGAACAGUUCAGACUGCUGGUCGCGGGCGUGGCAAUAAUACUUGGGUAAAUCCUCCUGGUUGUAUCGCAGUGUCCGGCGUUAUGCGAGUUCCGUCCAAUGAGGUCCGCCAGCCCAUGGUGUUCUUUCAGUAUAUGGUUUCCUUAGCGGUUGUCGAAGCUAUUAAUUCUUUUGGCAAGGAUUAUGAAGCUUUGGAUGUUCGUCUAAAAUGGCCAAACGAUAUUUAUAUUGCUAAAGACGGAAGUUACACCAAAAUUGGUGGAGUGCUUGCUUCCUGCAGUGUCAUGAAUGGCGAUUUUAUUCUUGCGUUCGGAUCUGGCACUAAUGUUGACAAUCCUAGCCCCACUACUUCGGUGAACUCCUCGAUCGAUGCGUACAAUGCCCGUACCGGUAAAAAUGUUCCCCACAUGCCUCAUGAAGACUUCUUAGCCCGAAUGCUUUCGCGCCUCAAUGAGAUGUUUGUCAUUUUCCUUGCGCAAGGCUUUGCACCAAUUGAAAAUCGUUAUUACAACGCGUGGCUUCAUUCCAACAAAGUCGUAACACUCGAAAACUAUAACAACGUCAAAGUCAAAAUUUUGGGCCUCACUCACAAGUACGGCAUGCUGAACGCCCAAGAACUAGAUUCUAAUGGCUAUCCAACUGGCCAAUUCUAUGAGCUCCAGCCGGAUGGUAACUCAUUUGACAUGCUUAGAGGCCUUAUACGUAACAAGACGUGA